Molecule: messenger RNA, 2695 nt
Organism: Eriocheir sinensis (Chinese mitten crab)
Lineage: Eukaryota; Metazoa; Arthropoda; Malacostraca; Decapoda; Varunidae
Gene: Ufl1
Product: E3 UFM1-protein ligase 1-like
Exons: 12
Coding region: 87-2432 (781 amino acids)
Biological process (GO): protein K69-linked ufmylation; regulation of proteasomal ubiquitin-dependent protein catabolic process; response to endoplasmic reticulum stress
Cellular component (GO): endoplasmic reticulum membrane
Molecular function (GO): UFM1 ligase activity
Source: RefSeq, a predicted model, not a curated record
UGUUAGCAAGCUGUACCCAGUCAAGGAGCCGUGUAGUCUCCUCGUACCCAUUCCAGCGCCGAGCCAAAACAUUGCCGUGUUCUGCCAUGUCGUCAGCUGAUUGGGAGGAAGUCAAACGCUUGGCCGCUGAUUUUCAGCGAGCCCAGUUAGCAUCAACACUUCAAAAAUUGUCAGAACGCAACUGUGUUGAAAUAAUCAACAAGUUAGCUGAAUUAGGACUCCUAGAUGUUCACCACACUAAUGAUGGAAAAGAAUACAUCACUCCAGCACAGCUGUCAAGAGAAAUUCAGGAUGAAGUGUUCCUUCAUGGAGGGAGGGUAAAUUUGGUUGACCUAGUGGACAUACUGUGUGUUGAUCACAGUGUCAUAGAGAAGCGUGCUGCCCUGCUUGCCCAUUCAGACUCCAGUCUCUGUUUUGUCUUGGGUCAACUAAUCAGCAAAGACUAUUUAGAUGCCAUUGCUGAGGAGAUAAAUGAGAAGCUUCAACGAGAAGGCUCAACCACAAUUGCAGAGCUUGUUAAAAGUUAUGAAUUACCAGGAGAUUUCAUGCUUGAAGUUAUUGUGGAGAGACUUGGCACCAUCAUUCAAGGACAGCAGGAUACAAAUGACCCAACUGUUAUAUUCACUGAUGCAUUUGUGGCUAGACACAAAGCUCACAUCAGAGGCGUCCUGAGUGCUGUAACCAGGCCCACCCAAGUCUCAGUUAUUCUUGCACAGCACGGCUUCCAACAGAGAUUGUUCUUUAGUGUGGCAGAGAAGCUAAUCCUCAGUGGCCGGGUGCCUGGUGUUCUCACUGGGGGCCGUCAAGUACACAGGGCCAUGUACAUACCCACCAUAUAUUCACGUACACAGAAUGAGUGGGUUGACAAUUUCCUGAAACAAAAUGGAUAUCUUGAGUUUGAAGCUUUGCGACGACUGGACAUCAAUGACCCUGAGAACCAUAUACGGCGUCGCUUUAAGGAUGAGGACCUUACCUUUGUGGGAAAUGUGUGUGUUGGACCAAGCCUCAUUGAUCAGAUUGAUGCUGCCAUUGAUGAUGCCUUAAUGUCAGGCAGCUGGGUAGAUAUUUAUCCACUUUUACCUACAGUGUUUAGUCCAGAAGUCGGCCACCAGCUUGUAGAUGUUGCAUUAAAACGAAGACAGGACAAGAAGUCUACAGCUAGUGCUAAAGUCUUCGCCGAUACAAUUGUUGUCAGUGAUCAGCUACUGACCAAGCUUUCCAAUCACUUGCAACAGAUGAUGCCUAAGAGAGCUAAGGAAGUUGUGGAAAAGGGAGCCUUUAAAAAACAGGUAGCUGUUGGGAAGAUAAAACAAGAUGAAGACUCUGGCAAAAGCAAGAAAGAAGACCGCCGUAAAAAAGCAGCAUCUGGCAAGUCUGGAGGGGGCACACAAGGACGAGAAACAAAAACAAAGGCCACCAAAAAUAAAGGAAGAGGCAGAAAAGGAGGAGGAAAUCAUGAAUCAGAUAGUGAUGAAGAGUAUCAGAAAGGAUCUGCUUCUGGGGAAUCUUCUGUAGUAGAGUUCCUCUCUGUUGAAGAUAUUCAGACUGAGAUCACAAAUUUUUCUGACUUAAUGGAUUGUCCUGAGGAGUUGGUUGAAGAACUGACCAAGCACCUUCAUCAACCAUUGACGAAGCUUUUCCAGGAGAUUGCCAAAUCCGUGUUCAUGGCAACUGUUGCUGUUGGAGGUGAUGCAAGAAGGAAAACUCAUCAACAGUUGCAAGACAAAGUGUCAGCACUACUUACUACCAUCAAGUUGUCAGAGAAGAGUAUUAAGGUGUUUGAUGAUGAGAAACAGCUGCAGCUGAAGAAACAUCUACUGAAGACACAGUGUACAGAGUUGGUUAAUGAGCUGGUCCUUUAUCUUGCUGAUGACAGCCUCAUAGACAUUGCCCAAAACAAGGACAUUACUCCUGAGACUCGAAUGAAAAUCAUCCACAAGCUGCCAGAGGACACCAGUGCAGCACUGCUUGGGGUCCACAAGACUCUUGUAGGCUCCACGUUAGAAGAGUUUUAUGAUCAAGUGGAUGCUGCCAUUGCUGCAACAGGCAUAAUGUUGAAGAAGAAAGACAACAAAAAAGACAGACAAGUUUUGGCCAGUCAUCGUGCUGCCUUGCUGGAACAGCUGGAGGGUUCUCUUGACCCACCUCUCACCCUACACUUAGCUUGUCUGGUUCUCUUCCAAGCAGUCACUGGGAACAUGCUUCAUGCCUCAGGGAAGUUUGUUCCACAUAUUUUGGCAUACUUGAAAACGCAGAUGUCUUCUGACAAGUUUUCUGCACUCCAUGAUUACCAAGAUUUAGUGAUUAAAUCACUGAUGAACAAAAAUGAGUCAACUGAUGAUUGUGGUGUCAAGCUUAAACUGGAAGCCCUCACCCCAACUGUAAAGGAGGUUGCAAUCACUUUUAAAAAGGCAGUUGCUGGUGAAGAGUGAUGACCAGACCACCUGAUGUUUAGUUUAGUGUCUUGUUAUGGUUCAUAUCUCCCACCUCUUGCUAAUGAACUGGCAUCGAAUCAAAGAUGUCCUAAGCUCACUCACUAGGUUCUUAUAAUACCUAAGACGGAAGUUUGUAACCACAUGCUUAUGCCACUAUGUCCAAAAAGAUAACUUUUAUCAAUGGGAAUUAAGGUAAACUAUAUUUUAAUUUCUUAUGGACAAAAGUGUAACUGAGAAAUAAAUAAAAGAUAAAGCAGUGU